This is a messenger RNA of Cynoglossus semilaevis (tongue sole), 4785 nucleotides long. Its product is annotated as semaphorin-3F-like. The transcript is spliced from 19 exons. The record is from RefSeq and is a predicted model, not a curated record. Gene Ontology annotation, biological process: axon guidance; positive regulation of cell migration; negative chemotaxis. The coding region runs from base 183 to 2621 and encodes 812 amino acids. Gene Ontology annotation, molecular function: semaphorin receptor binding; chemorepellent activity. Gene Ontology annotation, cellular component: plasma membrane. Lineage: Eukaryota; Metazoa; Chordata; Actinopteri; Pleuronectiformes; Cynoglossidae.
AACCAGAGGACCAGAGGACCAGAGGACCUGAGGACCAGAGGACCAGAGGACCAGAGGACCAAGGAUUGUUUAUUUUCAAUGACUUACAACAAGGUUGGACGUCAACUUGUGUUUGGAGCGGUGUAACUGCGAGAGAUUUAACAGAACAUCAGUCUUUUCGAGCGCCUGGACGUUGGACAACCAUGCAGUGGGACAGUCUGUGGACGGUCCACGUCCUGCUAGCACUACUCAGCUCAGUCCAUGGAAACCUAGUGAUCAAUGACCCGUUGGCUGCACCUCGAGUCUUCAUCUCAUUCAAAGAGCUGAGAUCUACUGGAACCGCUCAUCACUUCGCCUUCCUCAUCAACACGUCAGACUACAGAAUCCUGCGGAUGGACGAGGACCACGACCGCAUGUACGUGGGCAGCAAGGAUCACAUCCUGUCCCUGGACCUGCACGACAUCAACAAAGACCCACAUAUUAUCCACUGGCCAGUGUCGGAGAGAAGAAGGAUGGAGUGCCUUGUGAGUGGGAAGGACACCAACGAGGAGUGUGCAAACUUCAUCCGUCUGAUCGAGCCGUGGAAUCGCACUCAGCUGUACAUCUGUGGGACCGGAGCCUACAAUCCAGUCUGUACCUUUGUUAACCGUGGACACAAGUCUCAGGCCUCCCUGUAUCUUCAGAUGUCCCAGAUCAGAGGCAGGACCAGCCGUGCGGCUGAAUCCAGUGCUGUGCACGAGACACUCGGAAUAAAGGAAGAAAUAUUUAAUUUGGAGCCAGGCAAAGUGGAAUCUGGGAAAGGAAAGUGCUCCUACGACCCUAAGCUCAACAGCGUGUCCGCUCUGAUCAACGGUGAACUCUACGCUGGGGUCUAUGUUGACUUCAUGGGAACAGACUCGGCCAUUUUCCGUACUUUAGGGACGAAGACUGCGAUGAGAACCGACCAGUACAACUCCAGAUGGUUAAAUGAUCCCACUUUCAUCCACGUUCAACUCAUCCCAGACAGUGCAGAGAGAAAUGACGACAAGCUUUAUUUCUUCUUUCGGGAGAAGUCCUCUGAGAUGGGCCAGAGUCCCGUGACCCAGUCCCGCAUAGGACGCAUCUGUCUGAAUGACGACGGAGGUCACUGCUGUCUGGUCAACAAGUGGAGCACGUUCCUGAAGGCCAGACUCAUCUGCUCUGUCCCUGGAGCCGACGGCAUGGAGACGCACUUCGAUGAGCUCCGCGAUGUUUACAUUCAGCCAACACAGGACACAAAAAACCCGGUGAUAUACGGAGUCUUCUCCGUGUCAGGCUCUGUCUUCAAAGGCUCAGCAGUGUGUGUCUACUCCAUGGCUGACAUACGUAUGGUCUUCAACGGACCCUUCGCCCACAAGGAGGGUCCCAACUAUCAAUGGGUGGCCUACACUGGGAAGAUCCCCUACCCUCGGCCUGGCACGUGUCCUGGAGGGACCUUCACCCCCAACAUGAAGUCCACCAAGGACUACCCAGAUGAGGUGAUUAACUUCAUGAGAAACCACCCAGCCAUGUACAAUGCUGUGUAUCCAGUCCACAAGCGCCCCCUGGUGGUCAGGACCAACGUGGACUAUGAAUUCACCACCAUCACUGUGGACCAGGUGACUGCUGCGGAUGGGAACUACGAAGUUCUCUUCCUGGGAACUGACAGAGGUACGGUUCAGAAGGUCAUCGUUUUACCCAGAGAUGACCUGCAGACCGAAGAGCUGGUGCUGGAGGAAGUCGAGGUUUUCAAGGUCCCAACUCCUGUGACAACAAUGAAGAUCUCGUCCAAAAGGCAACAGCUCUACGUUUCGUCAGCGGUCGGCCUGACGCAGCUGGCUCUGCACCGCUGCGAUGCGUACGGCGAGGCCUGCGCCGACUGCUGCUUGGCCAGAGAUCCUUACUGUGCCUGGGACGGAAAGUCCUGCUCCCGUUACUCAUCAUCGCAGAAGAGGUCCGACCCCUUUAGACGAAGCCGGAGGCAGGACGUCAGGUACGGGAAUCCCAUCCGCCAGUGUCGAGGCUUCAACUCCAACACCAAUAAGAACACUCUGGAGAUGGUGCAGUAUGGGGUGGAGGGGAGCAGCACCUUCCUGGAGUGUCAGGCUCGUUCUCCUCACGCUGUCAUCAAGUGGCAUCUGCAGAGAGACAACAGUGACCGGAGGAAGGAGAUGCGUUCUGAUGGUCGAGUACUGAAGACAGAACAGGGUCUCCUCCUGAGGUCUCUCCAACCGUCUGACUCUGGCAUGUACCAGUGCACAGCCACGGAGAAGAACUUCAAACACACCCUGGUGAAGCUGCAGCUGGUGGUGCUGUCAAGCAGGGCGGUCAACAGCGUGCUGGUGGAGGGCGGAGGAGGAGGCCUGGUGCCCCCCCAUUCGGCCCACUCUGGCAGCACCCAGUGGACCCCCAGUUCAGAGCAGUACAAGGACCUGCUGACCAUCCUGAGCCAGCCGGAGAUGAGCCUGAUCAAUCAGUACUGCCAGGACUACUGGCAGUUUGGAGACCCCCUGCUGGGAGCCCUCAAGGCCAAAGACCUGAAGGAGCUCAAGGAACACAAGAAGCCCCGCAAUCGCCGGCACCAUGGUGACGGGGAGGAGAAUGAGGAGCAGGAGGAGGAGGAGGUGCUGGAGGUAGAGACAUGAGGAGCCCGGCUUUGGGUCCUGAAAACAUCAGAGUCAACUCCCAACCCCACACACACACACACACACCUUAUCAUCCCACCAUGUAAAAACUGGGAGAGACUUAGUGAGAAAAGUUAUGUGAAAAAUCAUCAACCGACCUGGUAAAAAAAAAAAGGUGAACUGAGAAAAACCCACCGCCUGCAUACAUCCUCUCCAACAGCGAGCUACAGUAUCAGACACAGUAUUUAUUGUAGGUUGUAUAUAGUACCAUUCUGUGGAUUUCUUUGUACUUACAGAGAAAAAAAGAAACCUGCUCUAUGUGUAUAGGUACCUUUGGGGCAAAUAUUGUUAUUAUUGAUGUUGUUAAUUUUAUUGUUGCUGUUACUGUCAUCACAGAAACCUCUUACUGUCAGCGUCAUAGGACCUUUGUUGUUGGGCACGGACGGCGUCUCCAGCAGUGGCUGGGAGGCGCGGUGUGACAGGGAAACAAAUUCACGGGAUCUUGUUUUUUCUUUAUUGCUUGCUUUGACUCAAUUCCAGAACGCUUUUAUUACUGGACACAUGAGGAAUGUCAGAAAUGUAGUCUCCUCGUGGCUGCUGAGACUAUUUUAUCGCAGAGGGACCAGAAACACAUGGUCCCAGUUAUAUUGAGGAACUGGUACUUUCUCCAUGGGGACUGGGAGUGUGUCUGAAUUGGGCCCUUUAAUGUCAUUUUUAACUGGUGCGUGGACUUUUGUUCUUCUUGUUCAGAGGUUUGUUCAGAUGUUAACUGGUGCAGGGACUUUCUCAACAAAGAUGCUUCUUUUAAUAAGAGAGAUUUAACAUUUGAUAGACCACAGUUUAAAUCCCAUUAAGCAAACAGCAGCUGAGUUCUGUUUAAAAUUGAAUCAUGAUAUUUUUGUUUUAAAUGCAAAGAUUCUUUAAACAGUAAUGUGCAAUAAAAGGUCAAGGUUUUGCACAGAGGGCAUUAUUCUUUUUUUAAGGGACACUGUCUGGGGCCAAAUGCAGCAGACACUCGUGAAUGUUAGACUUUAUUUACGAAAAGAAAAUGUAGUGAGAGGAACCUGGGGUUCAGCUGAGGCAGCCGUCAUCUACAAGCACACAAACGCAUCUACCAUUAAACAUUCAUAUGUAAAGAAAAAAAAAAAUACACAACAGAACGUUGUAACAUUGUGACACUAACCAAAAUAAUGGGGAAGCUGGCUUUCGUUGUGUGCAUGAACCUGUACUUGUACUGUUAUCCUGAUAAAGAACUGUGUGGUUGUUUCUGUUAUUGUUCAUUUUUCUGUUCUCUGUUUCUGCAGUUGUACAGUUUAGACCAAGGGAAGUUUUCAGUACAGAACAAAAAGAAGAAAAAAAUGUUUUAAACCCAAACACUUUAAACACACUCCUGUAGAGUAAGAUGGAGUUUCCUAUGAACAUAAAAUAAGCAUUUUAUCAGACUUGUAUGUUUUUAUUAGACCCAUAAAAGUUUUGAAAUUCAAAAAGUAGCAUUUCAUUUAUAUUCAGUGACACGAUUCAUAAUUGGAGUGAAAUCAGGAAUAAAAGUGCGUUUAAGAUUGAAAUUAAUUCUUACUUUCUGGUUCACUCUUCCAUUAAAAUAACUGUGUUUACCAAAACAAAUGAAUGCAGUUUUGGAGCAUGUGUUUCUAUAAAGUUGGGAAUUAAUGCAUAGUGCAUUUAUGCAUUAUUUUAAUUGGCUUUAAUACUGUGUGCAUUGUUUGCAUCCAAUCCUAAAAUAUUACAGGAAAAUGUGAACGUUUUUUAUAGAGCGCAUCUUCAAUAUAGACCACGUCUCCAAAACUACUAAAAUCUCCUGGUUGUUGUUUUUUGUCAGAGGAACAAAGGGUUUUACUGUGCAAACAAAAUCAAAUUAAUAAAAUGUUGUAAAAUGUUGGUAUUUUAAAAAAAUAUGUCUUCUGACUUUAAGUGUUUUUUUUUUCAAUGCCAGACUUUAUAAAAAAAAUAAUAGAAAAAAAACCCUAAAUGCACAGAGGUGAUGUUAUUGUAAUGACUUGUGUAAAUCUUCUCUCUCCAUUGUUGUGGCUGACUAAUAAAUUAAAGCUCUAUAUUUAUAAGAAUGGAAUGCUCCCCACCUUCAUUGUCACGGGUCUUACACUGAAUGUUUACAUGUUCUGCCCAGAUCCGUCUGAACAAUGGAAUAAAGUUUUACCUGUUCAAGACA